GCACCCGCCGCGGCCAUGGCCGGCUGCUCCCCCCUUCUCCAGCUCUGCCUCUUGCUCCAAGCCGCCUGCCUCUGCCUGGCCCAGAUUCGAGGGCCGCCGGGAGAGCCCGGCCCACGAGGGCCCCCUGGUCCCCCAGGAGUGCCAGGAGCUGAUGGCAUUGAUGGUGACAAAGGCUCUGCUGGAGCCCCCGGGGCUGUGGGUGCCAAGGGGGAGCCCGGGGCGCCGGGGCCAGACGGGUCCCCAGGGAAACCCGGCAUCGACGGCCUGACAGGAGCAAAAGGGGAGCCAGGGCCCGUUGGUGGGCCAGGACUGAAAGGCCAGCCUGGACUCCCAGGGCCACCAGGGCUUCCAGGUCCUUCACUGCCAGGACCACCUGGGCUUCCAGGCCAGGUUGGGCUUCCUGGAGAGAUUGGGGCACUGGGACCUAAGGGUGACCCUGGAGCCGACGGCCCACGGGGCCCCCCAGGCCCCCCAGGGAAACCUGGCCCCCCAGGACACAUCCAAGGACUGGAAGGCAGUGCUGAUUUCUUGUGCCCAACCAGCUGCCCACCAGGUCCCAAGGGCCCCCAGGGACUGCAGGGACUGAAGGGACACAGAGGCCGCCCUGGGGCCCUUGGGGAGCCUGGCAGGCAGGGCAGGCAGGGCCCCAAGGGAGCUGUGGGUGCCUCUGGAGAACAAGGUGUCCCAGGCCCUCCGGGACCUCAGGGCCCCAGGGGUUACCCUGGGCUGGCAGGACCCAAGGGCGAGACGGGUCCUGCUGGCUACAAGGGGAUGGUCGGGAGCGUCGGAGCCGCCGGGAGGCCGGGCAAGGAAGGUCCCAAGGGCCCACCUGGGAACCCUGGUGAGAAGGGAGAUGUGGGUGGCCGUGGCAUCAGGGGCCCCCAGGGAGACAUUGGUCCCAAGGGAGAGAAUGGUCUGCCAGGCAUCGAUGGCAAAGAUGGCACACCGGGUAUCCCUGGAGUGAAGGGCAGCGAGGGACAGAGUGGGCGCCCAGGGAUGCCAGGACACCGGGGCCAAGCUGGCUUGCCAGGCCAGCCAGGGAGCAAAGGUGGCCCAGGAGACAAGGGUGAAAUGGGUGCUCGGGGCCAAGCUGGUGUCACUGGUGCCCCAGGACAGAUUGGUGAGCCUGGACCUCGUGGUGAGCAGGGACCUCAGGGUGUCCCUGGGCUGAAGGGUGACCGGGGUGAGCGUGGCCUCGUGGGUCCCCCUGGCGAGCAGGGCAAGGCGGGGCCAAAGGGUGAGCAGGGUCCCCCAGGCAUCCCAGGACCCCAAGGCUUGCCAGGAGUCAAAGGAGACAAGGGCUCCCCAGGGAAAACUGGCCCCAAAGGUGGUAUUGGAGACCCAGGAGUUCAUGGCCUUGCAGGGCUGAAGGGAGAGAAGGGUGAAUCAGGCGAGCCAGGGCCCAAGGGACAGCAAGGCAUCCAGGGCGAGCUGGGCUUCCCUGGCCCCUCGGGGGACGUGGGUGCUCCGGGUGUGAGGGGCUACCCAGGGCCCCCCGGGCCCCGCGGCCUCACCGGGGAGCGCGGCGUGCCAGGGAUGCCCGGGCAGCGAGGCGCAGCGGGCCGGGAUGCCGGGGACCAGCACAUUGUGGACGUGGUGCUGAAGAUGCUGCAAGAGCAGCUGGUGGAGGUGGCAGUCAGCGCCAAGAGAGCUGCCCUGGGUGGGGUGGGUGCCAUGGGACCCCCCGGACCCCCAGGUCCCCCAGGGCCGCCCGGUGAGCAGGGCCCACACGGACCCAUGGGAGCCCGGGGCACCCCCGGCAUCGUGGGUGCUGCCGGGCAGAUCGGCAACGUAGGACCCAAAGGGAAGCGAGGAGAGAAGGGUGAGCGGGGAGAAGUCGGCCGUGGCCACCCAGGCAUGCCGGGUCCCCCGGGCAUCCCAGGUCUCCCUGGCAUCCCUGGCCAGGCUGUGGACGGGAAGGCAGGCGAGCGGGGGCUGCCGGGCUCCCCAGGCCAGCCGGGCCGGCCGGGGCUGCCGGGGCCUGCGGGGCUGCCGGGCUUCUGCGAGCCGGCCGCUUGCCUGGGAGCCUCGGCCUACGCCGCCGCGCGCCUGACGGAGCCGGGAGCCGUCAAGGGCCCCGUGUACUGA
Molecule: messenger RNA, 2088 nt
Organism: Colius striatus (speckled mousebird)
Lineage: Eukaryota; Metazoa; Chordata; Aves; Coliiformes; Coliidae
Gene: COL9A2
Product: collagen type IX alpha 2 chain
Exons: 32
Coding region: 16-2088 (690 amino acids)
Source: RefSeq, a predicted model, not a curated record